CAGACUGUGCACCACAGAGACAAUCAAGAGAGAAUACAUUCAGGUCAACGGUGCCAAUUGAAAGUCAAGAGGUGUGUCUGUAAGUGAAAGUGAAAUUAAUGUGUGAAAGUCCACCACCCUUUUCCCCCGUUAUUUCUGGAACAGACGUCGUGUUACAUUCUGUUCGUUGAUAAAUUAGCCUUUGGACUGUUUUGGUUUAUUUUUCUAAACUCCUAAUAGUUUUAUUCACCAGUUACAAACAGCUUUACCUUGGAGUCAGACUUGUUUUGUAGUGAAAUGAAGACCUUUCCGACCUCGGCGGCCUGGUGUUUAGGGAUUCUGUUCAUCAGUGUUUCAUUGAUAACGACAGGGUCGUCUGAGGUUGUUGGACCGGCUGACCCAGUCGUUGCCUUAACUGGUGAUGACAUCAUCCUACCAUGUUCCCUGAAACCCAGUGUCAGUGCUGAGGACAUGAUAGUGGAGUGGACAAGAUUGAACCCGAAAGCAGAAAAAGUCCAUCUUUACCUUGACAGUCGAGACUCCUUUGUGGAUCAGUUUCCAUCCUACAGGGGAAGGACAUCAAUGUUUAAUGAAGAACUGAAGAAUGGCAACGUCUCCUUAAAGCUGACCAACGUUACUCUCUCUGAUGCUGGAAGAUACAGGUGCUUCAUUCAAACACUGAAGAAGGAAACCACCGUUCAACUCCUUGUUGGUGCUGUAUCUCAGCCAGUGAUAUCUAUUGAUGGAACUAAAGGCUGGGGGGUGGUCCUGAAGUGUGAGUCUGGAGGCUGGUUUCCUGAACCUCAGAUGGAGUGGCUGGACAGUUCUGGAACCAUCCUCCCUGCUGAUGGACCUCCAGAGAGACACAGGGACUCAGAGGGCCUCUACACUGUGAGACGACAUGUCACCGUGAACCGGACUGGCAACAACAGGUUCACCUGUAGAGUUAAUCAGCUGGAGAUCAACCACCUGAAGGAGACAGAGAUUCAUGUCCCAGAUGAGGUGUUUCCUAAAUCACAAGUAGGGUUGAUUGUUGGUCUACUAAUAGCAGUAGCUGUUGUAGUUCUUGCAGCUUCAGCUGGUGUCUUCAUGUGGAGAAAACAUACUGAAGAGAAGAAGUGUAGAAAACAAUUGGAAAAACAAAAGAUUCAGAGUACAGAACUAUUGGAAGAUGUAAAUAAGAGGAAGGCCCCCAGUUCUUUUGUUCAAAACCUGACUGAACAGCUAAUGGCGGCCAAAAAGCAGAUUGAGAUGCUCAGUAAAGAUAAAGAUGAUGUCACAAGAGAGAAGGAUGGACUACAAGGACAGCUGAAUGAUGUCACAAGAGAGAAGGAUGGACUACAAGGACUGCUGAAUGAUGUCACAAGAGAGAAGGAUGAUCUUCAAAAGCAGACUGGACAGCUGGAGAAGCUCAAAAAAGAUAAAGAGAAGCUCAGAAACGAGAAAGACAAGGUCAUAAGAGAGAGGGAUGAACACAUUCAAAACUUGACUGGAGAGAUGGAGAAGCUCAGAAACGAGAAAGAUGAACACAUUCAAAACUUGACUGGAGAGAUGGAGAAGCUCAGAAACGAGAAAGACAAGGUCAUAAGAGAGAGGGAUGAACACAUUCAAAACUUGACUGGAGAGAUGGAGAAGCUCAGAAACGAGAAAGAUGAACACAUUCAAAACUUGACUGGAGAGAUGGAGAAGCUCAGAAACGAGAAAGACAAGGUCAUAAGAGAGAGGGAGUCUGAUGGAAUGGAAGACAUGGAGAUGGGAGGAGUUUUUUGAGACGUAAAUCUCCAGGAGUUUGAUGAUGUCAUUACUAUGAAUAUAGAACCAAAUACUGACCUUCUGACUACUUUAAUUACUAGAAUCUAUAGGGGGUCAAUAAUUUAUACCUUUAGAAUCUAUAGGGGGGUCAAUAAUUUAUACCUUUAGAAUCUAUAGGGGGGUCAAUAAUUUAUACCUUUAGAAUCUAUAGGGGGUCAAUAAUUUAUACCUUUAGAAUCUAUAGGGGGUCAAUAAUUUAUACCUUUAGAAUCUAUAGGGGGGUCAAUAAUUUAUACCUUUAGAAUCUAUAGGGGGUCAAUAAUUUAUACCUUUAGAAUCUAUAGGGGGUCAAUAAUUUAGACCUUUAGAAUCUAUAGGGGGUCAAUAAUUUAGACCUUUAGAAUCUAUAGGGGGUCAAUAAUUUAGACCUUUAGAAUCUAUAGGGGGUCAAUAAUUUAUACCUUUAGAAUCUAUAGGGGGUCAAUAAUUUAGACCUUUAGAAUCUAUAGGGGGUCAAUAAUUUAGACCUUUAGAAUCUAUAGGGGGUCAAUAAAUUAGACCUUUAGAAUCUAUAGGGGGUCAAUAAAUUGGACCUUUAGAAUCUAUAGGGGGUCAAUAAUUUAUACCUUUAGAAUCUAUAGGGGGGUCAAUAAUUUAGAAAAUAUAUAUAUAUUACUUGUUAAACAAAAUAUUUUAAUCAGAUCAACCGUAUUAAUAUAAAAUAAUAUAAUUGACACAUGUUGUUGAGCAGAUGAUAGCUCAGUAUUUAAAUUAUUUAUUUUAUACAGUCAUUAUUAUCUUUAUCAGGGGUGUCAAUAAUUCCAGACCCACUGUAUAUUAUAUAUUGAUGUAUUUUAUACAGUCAUCAUUAUCUUUAUCAAGGGUGUCAAUAAUUCCAGACCCACUGUAUAUUAUAUAUUGAAUCAUGUAUAUGCAGUUGAAUGGUAUUUUCCAUGUAUUGAUGAUUUCUUGUUUUAAUAAACUAGGACAUCGUUGUGUGAGAA
Salmo salar (Atlantic salmon) is the source of this 2735-nucleotide messenger RNA. The record is from RefSeq and is a predicted model, not a curated record. NCBI's taxonomy places the organism in Eukaryota, Metazoa, Chordata, Actinopteri, Salmoniformes, Salmonidae.